AUUUGGAUGCAUAUAUAAGCCGACAAAAUUCUCCACAAACAAAUCAUAGUCGAAUUGACAUCCCAAGAAUCCAGUACACCCCAUUAGAAAAUGAUCGCCUUCAAAAUUUUGAUUGUCGUUGCCUGCAUUGCCUUUGCCAUGGCUAGCGAAGUCGUCGAACAACAAGCGGCCGCUAUCGACUCAGAAAAUGGCAAGGAUCUGCAAACAGCCGAGGGUACCCUCGGAGUGUACGGAGGUUACGGCGGACUCGGUUAUGGGGGGCUUGGCUAUGGCAAUGGGUUGUACGGCAACGGACUCUACGGCGCUGGAUAUGGUCACGGAAUUGGUUAUGGAGCAGGUUACGGAGGUUAUGGUCUUGGAUAUGGAGGAUACGGAGCUGGUUACGGAUCAAACUAUGGACACAACCACGGACACAAUCACGCCAGUUCUGGUUACACGAGCAUCAACAAAGUGAUUAGCCAUGGAUCAAAGAGCCACAGCAACGCACAUGCCCUUGGACAUGGACAUGCUCACGGAUACGGCCAUCACGGACUUGCUUAUUAAUAUCCACCCUUCAUAAUGUAAAUCGGACUUAUAAAUCAUAGAGUACUAAUGUUCUUCGAGACCCUGUAUGGAUAGUAUGUUCACACGCAUAAAUAUA
This is a messenger RNA of Daphnia carinata, 640 nucleotides long. RefSeq names its product keratin-associated protein 21-1-like. Bases 91 to 543 code for a protein of 150 amino acids. The transcript is spliced from 3 exons. Lineage: Eukaryota; Metazoa; Arthropoda; Branchiopoda; Diplostraca; Daphniidae. The record is from RefSeq and is a predicted model, not a curated record.